This is a messenger RNA of Cannabis sativa, 2374 nucleotides long. Its product is annotated as inositol phosphorylceramide glucuronosyltransferase 1. The transcript is spliced from 13 exons. The record is from RefSeq and is a predicted model, not a curated record. Bases 533 to 2158 code for a protein of 541 amino acids. Gene Ontology annotation, molecular function: glycosyltransferase activity. NCBI's taxonomy places the organism in Eukaryota, Viridiplantae, Streptophyta, Magnoliopsida, Rosales, Cannabaceae.
UCGGGCUUAACUCGACCCGGCCCGACAAAUUUUAUAUCAGAGGUCCGACCCGACCCGGUGUAGACAGUAACUUAAAAUUAAAAUACGUAAUUCCGAAUUCCAAUCCCUAAUUCCUAAAUCGAAAUUGGGAGAACGUCGAACUGAGAAGAGAUCGUCUGCAACCACCGCCGGCGGCACCCACUCAACAUCGUGGUUCGGUAUCUGAGGAAAUAAUUUUCUGGGUCAUUAGAAGGUGCAAAGCUCGAUGGUGCAAAUUUACUUGGGGCAAUCAGAUAACAAUCAAGCAUUAUCAAUAUUUGAAUCCCUUUGAGCUUUGACGCUUUGCAUGUGUUUGAAAAGAAUCUGAGUUAAGUUGGAAUUUCAGUCUCAACUUCUGCAGCACAACAACAAUUGUCUCUAGAUUUAUUAGAUCGGAGAUUUUAACAGACAGAAUUUGAAUGGCUAUGUGUGAAUUUUCAUUUUAAAAUAUUCCACCAAAUAGAAGGUCCAAUUCCCUGAACAGCACCGCUUAAGAAAAAUUGGAGAAAGUAUAAUGAGAUUGGUGCAGGCAUGGUUCGUGCUAGUAACACUUGUUUUAGUUUUGAUUCCAUCGAAUGCUGUUUCUGGAUCUUUGCAUCCAACAACCGAUGAGGCUUAUGUCACACUCCUGUACGGAGAUGAGUUUUUGUUGGGGGUUCGAGUCCUUGGGAAAUCGAUUAAGGAUACCAGAUCAACCAAGGAUAUGGUGGUUCUGGUCUCAGAUGGUGUUUCCGAUUAUGCCAUGACACUUCUCAAGGCGGAUGGGUGGAUAGUGAAAAAGAUUAGUUUGUUGGAAAAUCCAAAUCAAGUGAGGCCAACAAGGUUUUGGGGUGUCUACACAAAGUUAAAAAUAUUUAACAUGACUGACUACAAGAAAGUUGUAUAUCUUGAUGCGGAUACUAUUGUGGUAAAAAGUAUUGAGGAUCUUUUUAAAUGCCGGAAAUUCUGUGCUAACUUGAAGCAUUCUGAGAGAUUGAACUCUGGUGUAAUGGUAGUAGAACCAUCACAAAAAGUUUUUGAUGAUAUGAUGAGCAAAGUGAACACUCUACAAUCUUAUACUGGAGGAGAUCAAGGGUUUCUGAAUUCAUAUUACUCUGACUUUCCCAAUGCCCAUCUCUUUGAGCCAAAUUUAUCACAAGAGGUACUGAAGUCUAGACCAGUACCUGAAAUGGAGCGACUUUCCACUCUAUAUAAUGCAGAUGUGGGUCUUUACAUGCUCGCUAACAAGUGGAUGGUAAAUGAAAGUGAACUUCGUGUUAUCCACUACACUCUUGGUCCUCUUAAACCUUGGGACUGGUGGACGUCUUGGCUUUUAAAACCUGUUGAUGUUUGGCAGAAUGUUAGGGAGCAACUUGCAGAAACACUUCCUGGAACUGGAGGAGGCAGUAAUCCAAAUGAUAGUUUUCUUGUCAAAUUCCUGUUCUUGCUACCAUUUUUGGCUCUUGGCUUUUGUUACUAUCGAUCAUUUUUAAAGACUCGUGAACACUUAAACUCAUUAUGUAACCAUAUCAGGCAUCUUUACUAUAAGAUUAGAUCUUUUGGAACAAUUUCUUAUUCUAGUGUUUCCACAUCAUCCACCAAUAAUUUAAAUUACCAGGCUAAGAUACCUGUCUAUUUAGGUGGGAUCUCAGUCGUCAUCUGUUUUAUGGCCGCUCUAGUGGCCCUUGCCCUUGCUCUUGCAAUUGUGCCACGACAAGUUAUGCCAUGGACUGGUCUACUUUUGAUGUAUGAAUGGACAUUCACGAUCUUCUUUUUGUUAUUUGGAGGUUAUCUUCGUCUAAUAUAUCAAUGGGGAUCGACAGCAGCAUUGCAAGCAGGAUCCCCUUCCUCUCAUUCUGAUUCUCGUGAUGAUGAUUCCGGAAAAGGUCAUCAUCGUCUCACAUCAUCAUGUGAUUUUGCUAAUUGGUAUUAUGGACUUGUAAUGGCGUUUUUGGCCAUCAUUGCCCCAUCAUUGCCAUGUUUUCUAGGAAUUACUGCUCUAUUUGCAAGGUUAGCAUUAAUGGUAGCUGGGGGUUUAGUGUUAGCAUCUUUCAUGACCUAUGCAUCUGAGCAUCUUGCAAUUAGGGCAUUUUUUAGGGGUCUUGAAGAUCGUGAUGCUGCAAGAAGUAGUAGUAGUAGUAGGACCUCUUCUUUUUGUUGAUCAAUGCUAAAUUUUUGGUCCUUUGUGCUUCAUGUUGCAAGUUUUCUUUUUUGGUUGUAAAUUAGUGCAAAUUUUUGUCCUAAUACUGUUAUCUUUCAGCUACUUGAAAAAGAAAGGUAACAUCUCAAUUGGGAAUUUGGAAUGUAUAAUUGUAAUUUGUGUAGUUAUUUAUUUCUGAGAUUAUAGAAAAAUCUUGAACUUUCUUGUUUGGUUCUA